This is a messenger RNA of Gossypium raimondii (Peruvian cotton), 483 nucleotides long. Its product is annotated as probable LRR receptor-like serine/threonine-protein kinase At3g47570. The transcript has a single exon. The record is from RefSeq and is a predicted model, not a curated record. NCBI's taxonomy places the organism in Eukaryota, Viridiplantae, Streptophyta, Magnoliopsida, Malvales, Malvaceae. Gene Ontology annotation, molecular function: protein binding. The coding region runs from base 1 to 483 and encodes 160 amino acids.
AUGACAGCCAGGAAUCUAAACUCCGAUCAGUUUGCGCUUCUCGAGUUUAAGGAUCGCAUUGCUGGUCCUCAAAAUGUCUUGGCAAACAGUUGGACGGCCUCUACCUCUGUUUGUAAUUGGAUUGGUGUUUCAUGUGGCAUCCUCCAUAAAAGAGUAAUAGCUUUGAAUCUUGCAAGCAUGAAUCUUAGCGGUACUAUCUCUCCACACCUUGGAAAUCUUUCAUUUCUACUUUCUCUCGACUUGAGUAGCAACAAUUUCUAUGGCCAUCUGCCUAAAGAAUUGGGCCAAUUGCAUCGUUUGAGGAUCAUUCGAUUAAGCUACAACCGUCUUAAUGGGGAAAUUCCAUCAUGGCUUGGGAACUUACACAGAGUUCGAAGGUUGCAAAUGGAAAAUAAUAACAUUUCAGGCACAAUCCCUCAAACACUUGUUAACAUGUCCAAUCUAGAGAUCUUGAAUAUGGGAUUGAAUCAAUUAUCUGGCUAG